Molecule: messenger RNA, 1053 nt
Organism: Penicillium waksmanii
Lineage: Eukaryota; Fungi; Ascomycota; Eurotiomycetes; Eurotiales; Aspergillaceae
Exons: 1
Coding region: 1-1053 (350 amino acids)
Molecular function (GO): oxidoreductase activity, acting on the CH-OH group of donors, NAD or NADP as acceptor
Source: RefSeq, a predicted model, not a curated record
AUGGCAGAGUACGAAAUAUCCCUUGUAACGGGCGCGAGCGGCUUUAUCGCCAGCCAUGUCGUUCAGCAGCUUCUCGAAAAGGGCCACGAGGUCCACGCCACGGUCCGCAGCGCCAAAAACCAAAAGAAGAUCAAGCAUCUCCUCGACAUGCAAAACCGAUGGCCCGGCAAGCUUACUUUGUUCGAAGCGGAUUUACUUGUGGCCGGCUCGUUUGAAGCUUCCAUGAAGGGUUGUUCAGUUGUGUAUCACAUUGCCUCGCCCUUUUUCAUCGAAAACAGAAUUCGCGAUGGCCAAAAGGAAGUAGUCGAGCCAGCCCUUAAGGGAACACAGCACGUUCUGGACGCUGUUCAGAAAUGCGAGACAGUCAAGCUUGUCGUCUUGACCUCGUCCAUGGUAGCCAUCUGCGGCGACAAUGCCGACGUAUUGGAAAUGAAGAACAAAACCCUCUCCAAUGAGUACUUCAAUACCACCAGCUCGGUAAAUCAUAACGCCUAUGCAUAUUCCAAAGUCGUCGCCGAGAAAGAGGCUUGGAAGUUACACGAUGCGCAGCUGUCUACCAAACGUUGGAAGUUAGUGACGAUUAACCCUGGUCUUGUCCUGGGGCCAUCUUUAUCACCAACUUCUGAAUCUGGCAGUCUAUCUUUACUUGACCAGCUCCUACGUGGACAGUUAUUUUUGGGAGUACCCGAUAUGUGGUUCCCAAUCGUUGAUGUGCGAGAAGUCGCAACCGCCCAUCUCCGCGCUGCUGAAAAUCCGGACUCCCACGGUCGCUUCAUUCUGGCAGACAACACGACACAUGGCUUCGUUGAACUUGCUCGUAUUCUCCGAUCAAUCACUCAAUCUUCUCGAAUUCCAAGAAAUAAGAUCCCAAAUGCCGUGGUGCGCAUGUCUGGUCCGCUUCUCGGCUUAAGUCAAAAAUGGCUAAAACUGAACCUUGGUAUCCCAUUUGAUAUCGACAAUCGUCCCAGCUUGGAUCAAUUAAGCAUCGUUUACCGGCCUUUGGAAGAAACAUUGGCAGAUCAUUAUUCGUCAUGGAAAAAGGCUCAGGGCUAA